Messenger RNA from Camelina sativa (false flax), 512 nucleotides. NCBI's taxonomy places the organism in Eukaryota, Viridiplantae, Streptophyta, Magnoliopsida, Brassicales, Brassicaceae. The record is from RefSeq and is a predicted model, not a curated record.
AUGGUAGAUAUCCCACCUACGAUAGCGUUAUUUUUCUAUGCUAUAAUAGAUAAGGCAAAUAGACUUGAAGUUGCAAAUGCUGUAAAUCCGCUCCCAACGGAAGAAGAUAAGAAGCUUGUAAUAGUGAAGACUCCCAACGCAGUAAAUCCGCUCGUAUGGGAUUAUUCUCCACUUCUCACCAUUGAUACAUGGGAGCACGCUUACUAUCUGGAUUUUGAGAACCGAAGAGCUGAAUACAUAAAUACAUUCAUGGAAAAGCUCGUGUCAUGGGAAACUGUAAACACAAGGCUAGAAGCUGCAAUGGUUCGAGCAACCCAAAGAGAACAAGAAGGAACAGAUACAGAAGAAGAAGCGAAUCCAGAUGAUGAAGAGCCGGAGGUCUAUUUAGAUAGUGAUAUUGAUGUAUCUGAGGUUGAUUAAAAAACCUGUGAAGCAUAUAACAUUAGCAUCUGAAAUGUCAAUUACAGAGAGCAAAAUUUUUUGCAUUCUUAAGCCUUACAAAUUAACUUAAA